GUUCACUAUGCUUCAGUCUGCUCUGGCUGUGUUUUAUUCCUCUCUGUUCCUCGCAGAAGCUGUUCCUCCAGCAGAUAUUAAGCGCAGCGGCUGUAUUAAAGUCAACCAAUGUAAGUGUCUGAUGCUGGACGGCUCCGGCCUCAUAGAUCUGGGCUCGGUAGCAGACGAGGACGGUUUUUUACUGCGUUUUACACCUCUGCCGUCAGAAACCGGAGACGCUGAUGUGCUGCUCUCUUUUAGUCCGUGUUUGUCUUUCUCACAGCCUGAGGAUUUCACCGCCACUGACUGCACCGAUGUGGCCGCUUGUGUCAUCACGAAGACUCAUCAGGACAACAGGCUUAUAGAUCGGUACUUGAACUACGGCAGACACGAGGGCAGUAAAUUCAGCUAUAACGACACAACGAAGACACUUUCUGUCACUUAUUCCUUGUCUCCAGAGCUCCAGCCUCAGACUGUGGUUCAUUACCGCUGCGGCCCGAAUCGCUCCAUCUCCUCCAGCUGGAGUGUGGGUUCGGAUUCAGGUUCAAGUCUGCCGCUGCAGAUGUGGGUGGAGAGUCCGUGUGCGUGUCCGAGCGCCUGCACACUGGUGGAUGUGGGUCCGGGAACGAUCAUCCUCAUCAUCCUCUGCCUCACCGGGACAGCAUACUUCAUCACAGGGUCGUGUGCGCUGCGGCCCUUCAGGAGCAGUAAUGGUGUCCUGAUGGCCCCAGAGGACAGUGUGUGGUGUAUGAUCUGCCAUCGUCUCACCGAGGGCCCCGGGGCCGCCAGAAAGAGGAGCUGCUCACUGAGAGACACACUGUGAGAAACACACAGCACUGGGAUCGGUCACGAUAAGAGCCUGUCCACACAAACAGCCAGGGUGAAGAUUUUCUGAAACUCUGGGUACUGUGUGGUUGUGUGGACGCUACACAAGGAUACCACACGAGUUUUCACCUCAUGAUGUCAGUGUGUGUGAGGUUUUCUCCUUUCUGAUUGGCCGACACGACUGGGUUCACACUAAACAUUGAAGAUGAUGCAAAAUUCUGCACUUUCGCGGCAAAUGCAUUGCAUAUUUCUAGAGCCUACAGCUAAUCAAUCUGGAGGGCAUUACAGCUCUAAAGAAAAAUAUAAAUGAUCUUAAAUAAAACAAAUACAUUUAUAGAGAUGGUAUACAAGUAUACAACUUCACUCACCUGGGAAAUGGAGGCCACAUGAAUGGUUGGUGAGCACAAUUAAAUGCACACAGCAUCCCAUAUCAUCUGAUAAUUGUAGGAAAUAAUCCCAAAAGGCAAUUGAAUGUGUAAAGCAACAUUAAAGGGCACCUAGGUGACCCCUUUUUUCAUAUUUAAUAUAAGUCUUUUGUGUGUCCUCAGAAUGUGUCUGUAAAGUUUCAGCUCAAAACACCCAUCAGAUUAUUUGUUAUAGCUGUCUGAAGUGUCUGUAUUAUAGGCGGUAAAACUUGGUUGCUGAUUUUUUGUACUGGGCCUUUAAGGCUAGUCCUCCCCGCCUACCAUUUCCACGUGCCUGUCAGCAACAUGCCUCAAAUCGCCGCCCUCGGCUGCCUCAGGAAACAGAUCUCACGUCACGUGUGUGAGAAAUACUACAGUAAGAACUUUAACAAUCAGUAUUUGAUGCAUUUUUUGUGAGUUGCAACCACGAGUCACACACAAAGUCGUUACAAAGUUCACGCACACACACAGCAAGGAC
Messenger RNA from Danio aesculapii, 1686 nucleotides. RefSeq lists its product as uncharacterized. The transcript is spliced from 4 exons. The record is from RefSeq and is a predicted model, not a curated record. Bases 8 to 802 code for a protein of 264 amino acids. Gene Ontology annotation, cellular component: trans-Golgi network. Lineage: Eukaryota; Metazoa; Chordata; Actinopteri; Cypriniformes; Danionidae.